UAUAGUGGUGUUGUCUCUAGUCCAGUCUAUAGUGGUGUUGUCUCUAGUCCAGUCUAUAGUGGUGUUGUCUCUAGUCCAGUCUGUAGUGGUGCUGUCUCUAGUCCAGUCUGUAGUGGUGUUCUCUAGUCCAGUCUAUAGUGUUGUUGUCUCUAGUCCAGUCGAUAGUGUUGUUGUCUCUAGUCCAGUCUAUAGUGUUGUUGUCUCUAGUCCAGUCUAUAGUGUUGUUGUCUCUAGUCCAGUCUAUAGUAGUGUUGUCUCUAGUCCAGUCUAUAGUAGUGUUGUCUCUAGUCCAGUCUAUAGCAGUGUUGUCUCUACUCCAGUCUAUAGUGUUGUCUCUAGUCCAGUCUAUGGUGGUGUUGUCUCUACUCCAGUCUUUGGUGUUGUGUUGGUCCCCUCUAGCUGUUCACUGGUCUCAGAUCCCCGACGAGGUCUGCUCCUCUUCGGUCCCCCAGGCAACGGAAAGACCAUGCUGGCCAAAGCCGUAGCCAUGGAGUCCCAUGCCACCUUCUUUAACAUCAGUGCCUCCAGUCUGACCUCUAAAUGGGUGGGAGAGGGAGAGAAGCUGGUCAGAGCUCUGUUUGCUGUGGCCAGAGAACUACAGCCUGCCAUCAUCUUCAUUGAUGAGAUCGACAGCCUGCUCUGUGAGAGGCGGGAAGGAGAACACGAUGCCAGUCGGCGUUUAAAAACAGAGUUUCUCAUACAGUUUGACGGGGUAAGACCAACGACCAUUUUAGUUAUGUCACGGUAAUGUUACUCCCGUCUGCAAUUAUCAACGGCAGUUGCAAUGUCUGUGUACUGUUUAAUGAGUGUUUCCUGUAUGGGUUACUAAUGAGCUAUAAAAGACCUUAUGAGUGUUUCCUGUAUGGGUUACUAAUGAGCUAUAAAAGACCUUAUGAGUGUUUCCUGUAUGGGUUAUUAAUGAGCUAUAAAAGACCUUAUGAGUGUUUCCUGUAUGGGUUACUAAUGAGCUAUAAAAGACCUUAUGAGUGUUUC
This is a messenger RNA of Oncorhynchus masou masou (cherry salmon), 993 nucleotides long. Its product is annotated as spastin-like. The record is from RefSeq and is a predicted model, not a curated record. Gene Ontology annotation, cellular component: microtubule cytoskeleton. Bases 467 to 748 code for a protein of 93 amino acids. The transcript has 4 exons. Gene Ontology annotation, molecular function: ATP hydrolysis activity; ATP binding. NCBI's taxonomy places the organism in Eukaryota, Metazoa, Chordata, Actinopteri, Salmoniformes, Salmonidae.